CGCAAGGACAAAGCAGGAAGUGAAUGUGUAAAAUAAUAAUAGUAAUAUCAUGCGACCAAGAGCGUAGAAGAGAGGUUAGACGCCUCUGAUCAGCGGUAGAAGAGACGCACAUUGACCACCGAGGGGAUUCAUCGAGCUGAUACGAAUGUCUCGAAAAACUAAAGAAGAGUAUUAUGGUUCCUUCACCGUGACAGAUCCACGCACACACGAAAAGGGACAUACGGAGUACAGAGUCACAGCAAGGUUUGUGUCAAAGAAGAGGCCUGAGGAUGUAAAGGAGGUGGUGGUGUGGCGGAGGUAUUCUGAGCUGAAGAAACUCCAUGGAGAGCUGUCAUACACUCACAGGAACCUCUUCCGACGGCAGGAAGAUUUCCCACCCUUCCCCCCUGCCCAGCUCUUUGGGCGUUUUGAUGAGGCAGUGAUCGAGGAGAGGAGGAAGGCAGCAGAAGCCAUGCUUCUCUUCACCACCAGCAUUCCAGCUCUGUACAACAGUCCUCAGCUGAAGGAAUUCUUUCGGGGUGGGGAAGUGAAGAGACCAUUAGAUCCUUCUCCCCUCUCCUCCUCCACCCCCCUGCCUCCUCCCCUCAUACCUUUACCCACAGGGACUUCAGAGUACGGAACAGAGGAAGAAGAAGGGAUAGAAGAGCCGGCCCUGCCUGAAGAAGCCAGGUCAGACCUGGGUGCUGUUCUAGGCGAGCCUGAGGCUGCAGUGGAGGCCUACAGUGAGAUGGAGAAUAGUCCCACACAGAUAACACCAACAGAGGUUGAACCAGAGCCACACACUAACACAGAGGAAGCAACUGCAGCAGCCAGACCAGGUUCCACAGAUAGCAGCUUGGGCAAGUCAGGGAAUCAGGAGGAAUUUGAUUCGCUGUUUGACUCUGUAGGGGAGGAACUGCAAGUCGAGGGUCCGCCUCCUCUUUCAGACACCGAUCUUGCCAUUUUCGAUCCCUGUGCCAAAGAAGACCAACCCAAUGCAUCACAUGACCACUCAGAGCUCCUGUCACUCCCAUUGGCCAGUCCCAAUGGCACUUCGGGGUCUGUCGGGGAGGCGGGAUAUCUGACACAGGCAGCCAACGAAUUGAACGCCGCAAUGGAAAAGGAGAAGGAGGGGGAAUACAGUGCAGCCAUUCUCAUAUACAAGACCGCUGUGGAUAUACUGAUCAAAGGAGCUCAGGGAGACCCUGAUGCUCAGCGCAGAGAGUCGGUGAAAAGGAAGACGGCUCAGUACCUCAAACACGCCGAGAUGCUGCUGUCCCUGCAGACUCCCACUCCCACGCAGGACCAGGACCGCUCCUGAAACACUCCAGCAGUCACGCGCACUCCCAACGGCAAAAUUUAACUACUCUCGUUCGGUUUCAGACACCUACUCAGUGACACUUGUAUAUGAACACACACGCACGCACACACAUAUGCGUGUGCACACACACAUACACACGCACCCUUACACAGACACACACACACACAUAUGU
Anguilla anguilla (European eel) is the source of this 1472-nucleotide messenger RNA. RefSeq names its product sorting nexin 15 (gene snx15). Gene Ontology annotation, molecular function: phosphatidylinositol binding. The transcript has 8 exons. NCBI's taxonomy places the organism in Eukaryota, Metazoa, Chordata, Actinopteri, Anguilliformes, Anguillidae. The record is from RefSeq and is a predicted model, not a curated record. Bases 146 to 1300 code for a protein of 384 amino acids.